CUAACAUAUUUUCAGCGAGUUUUAUAAUUAACUGCCGCCAAUUUGUAGUAGUAUUCCGUACUAUGUAUUUUUGCUAACAGAGAGUGAGAGAGAGAGGGGGAGCAGGAUCCUCACUCCAAAAUAAAAAAUGAUUUCUCUGUAAAUUCUCCAUUCACAUCACUUCUUUGUAUCUUGCUUACUUUCUGCUACCAUACAUCCUACAAAUCUUUUUUCUUCUACAAGACUUCAACAUUUUAUUACAAUUACAUAAUUUGAAUUUGAUUGAUACAACCCCCCACCAGAAUAUAGAACUAUAACCCUCUGGAUAUCAUACAACAAAGCUGGUCUAAUCAUCAAUCUGUGUUGUAUCAUAUCCUCCUGCUCCACUACAGAAACAACCUAACUCUUUCCAAGAUUUCAGCAUAAUAAAGCAUCUACACUUCCCCUUCUUCAGAACCACCUCUCCCAUCUGCUGCUAAGCCAGUAAACUAUCUGCUCCCCAUUACCACCAUGUCCACCAAGUCCAAGUAAGUAUUUUCUGUAAAAACCCAGAUCUGAUUUUUGUUAUUUCCUUUCCUAAAAAAAUUGUACUUUGAGUACAGAAUUGAAGCAUUUGUAGUUGGGUCAUGGGUGUGCUUUAUUAGAAACGGCAGCUCUUGUUUUUGGAUCUGAUGCUUUUCUUUCACUGCAAUUUGCUCCAAUUUCUGCAAAACGUACUUUUAGUUUCAGAUCUACACUGCCAGAAACCCCAAAGAGUAAAGUUUCACCUGCAACUCCUAGGGGUGGGAGUAAAGUUAGCAGAGGAGCAUCCAAAUUUGAUGCUGAAUCGCCUUUGCAGAACUUGCGCUCUUCAGUUGAUAAGUCUCCGAAACCGGUUGCUCCUAAGGCUUCUUCUGCGGAGAGGCCUUCCACUAAGCUUGCUACUCCACCUGAUAAAAAGCCUACUCGAAUACUGAAGCCAUCAGAGCUCCAGACAGAACUCAGUCUUGCUCAGGAAGAUCUCAAGCAAGCCAGGGAGAAGAUAGCGUCCGUAGAGAAGGACAAAGCUCAAGCUCUUGAUGAUCUCAAGGAAGCAAAGAAGUUAGCAGAUGAAGCAAACGAGAAGCUCAGGGAGGCUUUGAUAGCUCAAAAGCGGGCGGAAGACAACUCGGAAAUCGACAAGUUCCGUGCUGUAGAGAUGGAGCAAGCCGGCAUUGAAGCUGCUCACGAGAAGGAACAGAAAUGGGCGAAAGAGAUCGAAGCAGUGAGGAAUCAACAAGCGUUGGAUUCGUCUUCUCUUCUAUCCAUCACUCAGGAGCUUGACCUGGUCAAACACGAGCUCUCCGUGACGAUCGAUGCCAAAAACCAGGCUCUCUCCCGGGCAAACGAAGCCAGUAAAGUCGCUGAGAUUCACGCUGAAAAUAUUAAAACCCUAACUGCAGAGCUGGCACGCGUUAAAUCUAUGGUUGAUUCCAGAUCGGAGAUGAAUCUCGAGAUAGAGACUCUCCGAGAAGAACUCGAGAGAACAAAAAAUUACGAAUUGGAGUUGAUGGAGAAAGAGGAUAUCAUAGAGAAACUCAAAGUUGAUUUGGAGGCUUCGAAGAUCGCCGAAUCAUAUGCGUGCAACUUGGUGGAGGAGUGGAAGAAGACAGUUAAUGCAUUAGAGCUCGAGACUGAAGAAGCGCAUAGAAACGAGAGAUCUUCAUUGGAACAUCUAGAAUCUUCCAUGAAGCAAUUGGAAGAUAGAAACGAAUCGCUCCACAAGGCAGAAUCUGAAAUUGCUUCUCUCAAAGAGAAGAUUAGGUCAUUGGAAUCCUCCAUUGAAAGAAAUAAAGGAGAGCUCGAAGAAUCAGAAUAUCACCUUAAGAUAACCCAAGAAGAGGCUUCUGAGCUUGUGAGGAAGGUCGAAUCCCUCAGCUUCGAGCUAAACAUCAUAAGAGAUGAGAAAAUUCAAGCUUUGAUGAACGAAAAACUAGCAGCCAAGAGUGUCGAAAAGCUGUUGGAAGAAAAAAAUAGACUUCUUGAGGACUUGAAGAAUUCCAGGGAGGAAGAAGAACAAAGCAAGAGAACUGUGGAGGAUCUGACUUCAGCUUUGCAUGAAGUUUCUUCACAAGCAAGAGAAGCCAAUGAGAAGCUGUUGUCCAGCCAAGUAGAGACUAAAGAGUAUGAAACACGGAUUGAAGAUCUGAAGAUAGCACUGAAAAACUCAAAUGAGAAGUAUGAAGAUAUGCUUGGAGAUGCAAAGCAAGAAAUUGAUUUGCUCACAAAGACUGUUGACCAAUCUAAGCAAGACUACGAUAUCUUAAAAGCUGAGCAAGAGGAAAAGGAGCGUAAUUUGAUCACAAAAGCCGAAGAAGCAAGUUCUUCAAUGGAAAAAGAAAUCAAUACACUUGCAAACUUAUUAAAACACGCACAAGAAGAAGCUUCGAAUGCAAGAGAAAGCGAAGCAAAUUUGAAAACAAGCUUGAGUGAGACCGAGCGUGAGGUCAUCUAUCUAAGGGAGGUUCUCAGGGACACUACGGCCGAGAGCAUGAGACUAAAAGAGUCUCUGAUGGAGAAAGAAACCGAACUGCAAAGUAUUCUGCAGGAGAAUGAGGAGCUUCAAAUCCGAGAGGCAAUGGCAUUGAAGAAGAUUGAGGAAUUGUCCUUAAUGCAUGAAGAAGCUAUGGCUAGAAAACAAGAUGGAGAAAACGGAGACCUUACAGACAGUGAAAAGGAUAUUGAUAUGCUCCUGCCAAAUGUAGAACAAAAUGGUGUUCCAGAAGAGAGAUCUACAGUAAAGGAAGAAGUUCAAGAAAAGGAAGCGGCCAGGGGUGAUGCCAAAGAUGAUACUAAUGGAACUGAAGAAUUUGAAGUGAAAGAGAGUGUGAGGGAAGAAAAGGAAGAUAAAGGUUGUGUAGAAGAAGGUGAGUUUGAAAGGCAGGAGAGCUUCCAGUUUGGGGAGAAAGAUUCAUUUCCAGAAAGAGUGACUGAACCGGAAAAGGAAUCAGAGCAAAAGGAAGAGGUGUGUGAGAAGAAGUAUGAUCAGCCAAAUGGGCUAAAAUCAUCAAUAGAAAAGCAUGACAAUAAUGUGAUUGCCUCUCCGGGAACGCAACAAAGCCCAAAGAAGAAGAAGCCUUUGCUAAGUAAAUUUGGAAGCUUUAUGAAGAAGAAAGGUACUGUGAGCCAGAAGUAACAGACUUACAGACCUUUGGUAGAUCAGAUAUUGUGGAUUGGAACUAUUUGCUUCAUGCUUUUUUAUUGUUCAAAUUCGAUUUGUUUCCUAUUACUUGAAUCGGCAUUAAAAAUGGGGGAGAAACCUCUAGUGGUCUUGUUUUUCUUCUGCUGAUUUGGGUAUUUUCUGACAGCUUAUUUCUCAGUAUGAUAUGUCAUGUUUAGGAGUGUGUCCUUAGUGUGAUUAUUUGCCUGUUGUAUAAGUAUAUUAAACCCUUCAAACUGAAGAUGUUUGAUGUACUAUGUACUUCUUACAUCUACUUGAUCCAAAUUUGAUCCUAAUGGCUUGUGCUAUGGUUUAACAGUUGCCAUCAGAUCGAUAUUCGAAUGAUUAUAAAAU
Cuscuta europaea is the source of this 3511-nucleotide messenger RNA. The record is from the annotation of a GenBank genome assembly. Lineage: Eukaryota; Viridiplantae; Streptophyta; Magnoliopsida; Solanales; Convolvulaceae.